This is a messenger RNA of Drosophila suzukii, 1109 nucleotides long. Its product is annotated as protein P54. Lineage: Eukaryota; Metazoa; Arthropoda; Insecta; Diptera; Drosophilidae. The record is from RefSeq and is a predicted model, not a curated record.
GGUGGAUUCAACAAGUUCGAAUCGAUCGCUGGAACAGUGAAAACGUGAUAGUCUACAGAAACUACUAAUAGUAAAAAAUAUUACAGAAAUAUUAUAAAAAUGCAAGCCAUGUUGUGCAUUGUCCUUUUGGCCAUCGGCCUUAGCCAGAUUUCGGCCUUGCCCUCUCCUGCUCUGCAACUCGACCAGCCGGGCAACAACUUGAUGCAGUUCCUCCUGCAAUCUCGGGAUCUCAGCAGAGAUGGCUCCCACUCCAUCGACUGCAUAAGCUACUAUCUCCCCCUGAUCGAUCAGGCUGGAACUGUUUACAAGGAGCAAAUAUCGGCUUGCUUGGAGCAGUCUGCUCUGGAGAUCGCUCAGAUCAACGACACCACCAAGGCCGACCGAGAAGCUAUCGACGCCUCCGCCACCAACUCCUGCGAUGCCCUUAAUAGCUGCAGUGAACUCGAAGCCGCCGAGAAUUUCUUCGAAUGCUACAGCAAAGCCGGUUCCGACAGCACCAAGUCCAUGUUCACCAUAUCUGCCAACGCCUCCGAACUGCUGGCCGUUGUGAAGGAAGAAAAGCGCCUCAUCCAGGUUAAUGAAUACGUGUGCACCAACAAGACGCAGAGGAUCUAUGAAGAGGAUUCGGCCAAGCACUACGAGGAUCUGAAACUGUGCAUGGAAGGUGCUCCCAUUCCAUCUGAAACCACGAGCUCUGAAGCCCCAUCCACGCAAUCUUCAACUGAAUCUUCCUCGACUGAUUCGUCCUCGACUGAUUCGUCCUCGACCGAAUCUUCUUCGACUGAUUCGUCCUCGUCUGAAUCCUCCCCUGAUGAUUCGUCCUCGACUGAAUCGUCCUCCACUGAAUCGUCCUCCUCUGAUUCCUCAUCUGACUCCACGGAAUCCUCAACUGAGUCGUCCUCCACUGAAUCAACCACGGCAAGUUCAGGAGGCGAAAAGGAAGCCCUUCCCGAGGAGGACUUGAAAUCGGAAUCCAGUCAGAACAAGAGUGAAAUGCAGCGGCUUGUGAACAGCCUGCAGGAGUGGUUCAAAACUCACUAAGCCAUCGUGUUAAUUAUUCCUACAUAUAAUUAUAAACGAAGCAAAUAAAAACAAAUAGAUAAACAUAA